This is a messenger RNA of Lineus longissimus, 2542 nucleotides long. Its product is annotated as activating signal cointegrator 1 complex subunit 2-like. Gene Ontology annotation, biological process: regulation of DNA-templated transcription. The coding region runs from base 98 to 2314 and encodes 738 amino acids. NCBI's taxonomy places the organism in Eukaryota, Metazoa, Nemertea, Pilidiophora, Heteronemertea, Lineidae. The record is from RefSeq and is a predicted model, not a curated record. The transcript is spliced from 15 exons. Gene Ontology annotation, molecular function: ubiquitin binding.
ACAACGAUAAAUGUCAAGAUUUGGUGCAAUCUUUCUUCUUAUGUGAUUUCAACAUCGAUUCUCUAUCGAUUUUGGAUAUUUUCUUAAAUACUGAAAGAUGAAGAUUCCCCUCGAUGAGAAAACUACAGUUUGGAAGGAUCCAGAGACGGGAAAGAGCAAAACUCUCCCAGUUUUGGAUCCAAGGUGGAAGGAAGAGGUACAGUUUGUGAUGUACCACGCGCCACCCAAAGAUGAAUCACUGAAUUCAGCCGACUACCAAGAAUGGAUGGAGAGGAUCACCUUCAUUGAGGAAGACCUCCACAGCCUCCUUGCCUUAUCCCACGACAAGUUCUGGUGUCAGGCAAUCUUUGAUGAGACGCUACAGAUGAGUCUUGAAUCCUAUCUCAGAUACGCACCCAGGACAUUCGAUGGGUUAAACCGCCUGCCUGACAGUGCCAAAGAGAAGCACCUUAGUGUCCAUCGCCUUGUCUUCAUGACAUUCCUGCGGCUCGCUACUUUCAAAGAAUCAAAGGAUGCAUUCAUCACCCCUCACAUCUUUGGUGAGAUCCUCUACGAGAACUUCAUCUUUGACAUCCCCAAGAUGAUGGAUCUAUGUGUUCUCUACGCUAAAGGCAACCUGGUACUCCUACAGAAGAUGGUUGAUAACAUCUUCACACAGCAGCCAAAAUAUGAAGAUGACCUUCGGGCGACGAUACCGUCCAUUCUACAGGUCUUUGAAAACAUCUCGCUCCAGUGCGGUGUCAAGUGUAGUUCGACCCAAGGAUCUCCUGAGAAACUCUCCGUGACCAAAAUAAAGCCUACAGAUGAAGACGUGCGUGACGUGGUCAGCUAUCUGUACGAUACAUGUAUGACACUUCAUGCUUUCUUGGAGGUCCACCCUCAGGCUGGCUUGAUCUUCCAUGAGCAGCAUGUGGAAACAAGGUUGGCAUCAUUCUACGAGGCUAUACCUACCAAGCUGAAGGAAAUGAUGAAAGACAGAGAAUUUGGAAGCCUUGGAAUCCUGGUUGAUGUGCGUAAGAAACUCCACCGCAGCAAAGUGUUGAUGAUAAAACUUGUGCGUCAGAUCCUAUUCACGGCUGUUGUACAACCCAUCCUUGAGCUCAACGAGGGCUCCAACCAUGAAAGUCUCAUAGAGGACUAUCUACAAGUGCUUGCAGGGUUGAUAUCAGAAAAAAGAUUCAUAGCUGACUAUGAGGCGGCCUUCCCCCUUGAUGACGACUUGGAUAUUCUCACUCAGUCAACAUACAUCAUCGAUGAAACUAGGAUUGAGUUCUUACAGGAGGCAAUUGCAGAUGCGAGUUUUACUCAUGGUAAGAAGAGACGACUGGCCAAGAUUGACCGUGGAUCAUCUCCUGAGGCAGAGGCAGGCCCAUCUUAUGACAACGCGGGUGCUGGAGAGCAUGACGACACUGCAGCUUAUGAAAGACUUGGAGCUUGUGCAGCGAGUGUGAGUGGUAUAGAGUUAGACUCCCUCAUCUGUGCUGUGAAGGACCUUCUACCACACCUCGGCCCGGGAUUCAUUCAGGUGUGUUUGGAAGAGUUUAACUACAACACAGAAGAUGUGAUAAAUGCACUGCUGGAGGGAAAGCUGACUCCUGGGCUAGAAGAGCUUGAUCCUAACAUGGAGAGAGCUGUGUCUCCCCCUAGUGUUCCGUCCGUCCUUGACACAAGGCACAACAUCUAUGAUGGCGAUGAGUUUGACGUCUUCCGGCGAGAAAACGUGGAUAUCUCCCGGGUACACAAAGGAAAGAAGAAUGUGAAUGAAGACAUGGCUGCCUUGGACGACAAACGAGACUUGGACUCGUUUCGUGACGUCUACAACAUGUAUGGCAACAUGGACGCCACCGAGAGCAUGUACGAGAUGAAGAACAUCGAGUAUGAUGAUGAGUAUGACGACACGUAUGACUCACAUGAGGUCGGCGCAGAUGAUGCAGACUCGGCUGAUGAAUUGACCAAGAAAUUUGUGGUGAACCGGUUAAAUCCGGUCAAAGGACACCGUGGGUCAGCUGCGGCUGAACAGGACGAAGAGGAGGAGGAAGAGGAAGAAAGCUCAGCUGCCUAUCCUCACAGACCUUUUGUGGAGGAUCCAGCCAAGAUACGAGAAAGACAGGCCCAACGCUAUGCCAAUCGUCACAGUGCGGGUCAUGGCAAGAGAGUUCAUGAUGUCAAAGGUCAAGCAAAGGGCAAAGGUCAAGAGAAAGAUGUGCUUCAUAAUCGUCAAUUCAAGGAUCAGCAUAAAUCAAGGCUGGCCAAUCAUAAUCGUCGUGCGAUGGCGGAUAGAAAGAGACAGAAAGGGAUGGGGCCAUUGGCAUAGUUGUAAACGGAAGAGAGCUGUUACUGAAGACAUGAGGUGGUUGUUAAGGACACUUGUCCUGUCACUAUCAUCAUAGCCCCAACCAUGGCAACAGUCCAAUUCUCUUAGAAGGAAAUGGACGGUUGCCAUAGUGAUCACACAUCUGUUUGAGGAGUUGAUCAGGUUCAAAUCAAAAACAUAUGUAUCAUAAAUAUUUAUGAAUGAUAAGGUAAUAAAAUUCACUUCAGU